Lepus europaeus (European hare) is the source of this 2354-nucleotide messenger RNA. RefSeq names its product involucrin (gene IVL). The record is from RefSeq and is a predicted model, not a curated record. The transcript is spliced from 2 exons. Gene Ontology annotation, cellular component: cornified envelope. Gene Ontology annotation, biological process: keratinocyte differentiation. Lineage: Eukaryota; Metazoa; Chordata; Mammalia; Lagomorpha; Leporidae. The coding region runs from base 52 to 2346 and encodes 764 amino acids.
CUCCGCCUCUGUCUCUACAGUGAGGCUGGUUGACCUACAGUAGCUUUCAAGAUGUCCGAACAACACACCUUGCCGGUGACCCUCCCUCCUGCCCUGUGUCAGGAGAUCCUCAAGACUGUUCCUCCUCCAGCUGCCUUCCAUCAGGAACAAAUGGUGCAGCCAACUCCACUGCCUGCCCCAUGCCAGAAGGAGCCCUGUGAGCCCCCAGUGGAGGUCGUCUCAAAGCUUGAAGAGAAACAUGCAAAUCCUGUGAAUGGGGGUUCUGAGCCAGAGUGUCAGCAGCCCGAGCCACAGGUGCAGGAAGUACACGAGGGACAGCAGCAGCAGCCACAGGGGCAGGAAGUACACGAGGGACAGCAGCCACAGCAGCUACAGGGGCAGGAAGUGCAUGUGGGACAGAAGCCACAGCCAGAGCCACAGGUGCAAGAAUUGCAUGAGGGACAGCAGCCAGAGCCAGAGCCACAGGAGCAGGAAGUGCACGAGGGACAGCAGCAGCCACAGGUGCAGGAAGUACACGAGGGACAGCAGCCACAGCAGCCACAGGUGCUGGAAGUGCCUGAGGGACAGCAGCCACAGCCAGAGCCACAGGAGCAGGAAUUGCAUGUGGGACAGAAGCCACAGCCAGAGCCACAGGUGCAAGAAUUGCAUGAGGGACAGCAGCCAGAGCCAGAGCCACAGGAGCAGGAAUUGCAUGUGGGACAGAAGCCACAGCCAGAGCCACAGGUGCAAGAAUUGCAUGAGGGACAGCAGCCAGAGCCAGAGCCACAGGAGCAGGAAUUGCAUGUGGGACAGAAGCCACAGCCAGAGCCACAGGUGCAAGAAUUGCAUGAGGGACAGCAGCCACAGCCAGAGCCACAGGUGCAAGAAUUGCAUGUGGGACAGAAGCAGCAGCCCGAGCCACAAGAGCAGGAAUUGCAUGUGGGACAGAAGCAGCAGCCCGAGCCACAGGAGCAGGAAUUGCAUGUGGGACGGAAGCAGCAGCCCGAGCCACAGGAGCAGGAAUUGCAUGUGGGACAGAAGCAGCAGCAGCCACAGGAGCAGGAAUUGCAUGUGGGACAGAAGCCACAGCCAGAGCCACAGGAGCAGGAAUUGCAUGUGGGACGGAAGCAGCAGCCCGAGCCACAGGAGCAGGAAUUGCAUGUGGGACAGAAGCAGCAGCCCAAGCCACAAGAGCAGGAAUUGCAUGUGGGACAGAAGCAGCAGCCCGAGCCACAAGAGCAGGAAUUGCAUGUGGGACAGAAGCCACAGCCAGAGCCACAGGAGCAGGAAUUGCAUGUGGGACAGAAGCAGCAGCCCAAGCCACAAGAGCAGGAAUUGCAUGUGGGACAGAAGCAGCAGCCCGAGCCACAAGAGCAGGAAUUGCAUGUGGGACAGAAGCCACAGCCAGAGCCACAGGAGCAGGAAUUGCAUGUGGGACGGAAGCAGCAGCCCGAGCCGCAAGAGCAGGAAUUGCAUGUGGGACAGAAGCCACAGCCAGAGCCACAGGAGCAGGAAUUGCAUGUGGGACAGAAGCAGCAGCCCGAGCCACAAGAGCAGGAAUUGCAUGUGGGACAGAAGCCACAGCCAGAGCCACAGGAGCAGGAAUUGCAUGUGGGACAGAAGCAGCAGCCCGAGCCACAAGAGCAGGAAUUGCAUGUGGGACAGAAGCCACAGCCAGAGCCACAGGAGCAGGAAUUGCAUGUGGGACAGAAGCAGCAGCCCAAGCCACAAGAGCAGGAAUUGCAUGUGGGACAGAAGCAGCAGCCCGAGCCACAGGAGCAGGAAUUGCAUGUGGGACAGAAGCAGCAGCCCGAGCCACAGGAGCAGGAAUUGCAUGUGGGACAGAAGCCACAGCCAGAGCCACAGGAGCAGGAAUUGCAUGUGGGACAGAAGCAGCAGCCCGAGCCACAGGAGCAGGAAUUGCAUGUGGGACAGAAGCCGCAGCCAGAGCCACAAGAGCAGGAAUUGCAUGUGGGACGGAAGCAGCAGCCCGAGCCACAGGAGCAGGAAUUGCAUGUGGGACAGAAGCAGCAACAGCCACAGGAGCAGGAAGUGCAGCCGCAGAAGCAGGAACAGCAUGAGGGACAUCACGGGGCAGAAAAUCUCAACCAGCAGCUUGAGCAAGAAAAAGCACAUAGGGAGCAGCAGCCAAAGGGGCAGCUGGAGCAGAAGACACAGCUCUUGGAGCAGCAGCUUGAUCAAGAGGUAGCAAAGACAGAAGAGCAGGUGGGAAACAGAGAAGAGCGGCCGGAGCACCCAGAGCAGCCUGCCUUUCUCACAACGCCUGGCCAGGUCCAAGAGGUCCAGCCAUGCCUGCCACCGAAGGGAGAAGCUUUGGUCCCCAGAGAGCAGCUGCAGCAGAAGUAGGAGGUGCA